Messenger RNA from Chenopodium quinoa (quinoa), 1310 nucleotides. RefSeq lists its product as uncharacterized. Lineage: Eukaryota; Viridiplantae; Streptophyta; Magnoliopsida; Caryophyllales; Amaranthaceae. The coding region runs from base 443 to 907 and encodes 154 amino acids. The transcript has 6 exons. The record is from RefSeq and is a predicted model, not a curated record.
AAGAUACCAAUCCAAUAGGACACUUCUUCUUAUCAAUUACUACAUAGGUAGCAAGUUUGACACUCGAUAGAAAAUCCGUCAAAAAAAUAAAAAUUAGAGGCACAUGGAGAUUAGAUUUGAUUAGAGAUGGGCAAAAAAGGAAAGAAAGUAAAAAUCAGUUGGGAGGCUGCUUAUGCUUAUAAAUACAAGGGGAGGCCGUUACAGUAUUGUUACCCACAUCGAUCAUCUGCAAAGUUUCACGUGCUUUUCCAAAUUCAUUAUUUUCUCUCGUUCUUCCCCCUGUUUCCUCUGCUUACACCUCUAUUCUUGUCGGUCCUAAGUAGUUUUUAUAGUUGAGAUUUCUUCAUUCCUUUCAUAAAUACAUCCUUACUCUGUUAUAUAUAAAUAUAGUUAUAUCAGACUAUCAUCAAUAUUAUUAAUUUUCACUAAAAAAAAAAAAGCAAUGGCAAAGAAUUCAUCAUCCAAAUCAAAAUCAAAAUCAAAAUCCAAGCAAGUCGGCGGUUCGUCGUCUUCUUCCUCUGCUUCAUCCUCCAUUGCUGACCUUUUUGGCCCUAAUCCUUCUUCUGCUACUUCUUCUUCUGCCAGCUUGUUUAACUCUGUUUUUGGACCUCCUUCUAUGGGAGGAGGAAGAGACUCUACACACCAUGUUGGGAAUGCCAAGCAUGGUUUUCCUGAUAAUAAUGGAGCACCAGUAAGCAAAGCAGAGAGUAGCAAGUACUCUUAUUAUCAGCAAAAGAAAGUUGAUCAGCCUUGCUACUAUACGUCUUCAAUCUACUAUGGUGGCCAAGAUGAAGUUUAUUCUCCAACUACGCGCCCUGGUGAAUCUCUUACAAAUGAUCCCGGAGUAGAGGAAGAUCCUAAAAGUGCUUUAAGAGGAAAUUGGUGGCAAGGAUCGGCCUAUUAUUAGCCGCCCCUUCAACAAGAGUUAGCUGCCCCUCUUGGAAUCUAAGGGAUAUGGGGGGGACUGGCUCUUGAUAGCUAUCUUCACAAGUUAUGACUUCUAGUAGAAGAGAAUAUACCAUAUAAGUUGAGAAAAACAGCUUUUAAUUUUACUAGUCUUAGAUCAGCUAAGGCCUGAAUCAAGUUGCUGGGGUUUGUUUUUGCUCCCGGCUUCUUUGGAGGGAGGGCUUAGCUUAGCUUAUUAGCUUUUUAAUUUCCUAGGAUCAGCUUUGUCUGACGACGUAUAGUAUAGUUCAGUUUUAAUGCUUAUAGUAUAUGACUAUGAACUCCUCCUCUGUACACAGAUCGAGUUGUUAACUGCCUCAAUAUACCCUAAUGUCAAUUUCGCUUGGUAAAGGUUUUUGCUUUAA